Messenger RNA from Pipistrellus kuhlii (Kuhl's pipistrelle), 2765 nucleotides. RefSeq names its product NLR family pyrin domain containing 7 (gene NLRP7). NCBI's taxonomy places the organism in Eukaryota, Metazoa, Chordata, Mammalia, Chiroptera, Vespertilionidae. Gene Ontology annotation, molecular function: protein binding. The transcript has 7 exons. The record is from RefSeq and is a predicted model, not a curated record. The coding region runs from base 1 to 2754 and encodes 917 amino acids. Gene Ontology annotation, cellular component: cytoplasm. Gene Ontology annotation, biological process: regulation of inflammatory response.
AUGGAGAAAUUCUGCUCUAUCUGGAAGCACACGUUCUGGAAUGGAGUUGGUGACGACUUGCACUAUAAAGUCAUCGAGGGGGGCCAGAAGUUCACAGGGCUCCCCAGUCUCAAAACGUCCUCCCAGCGCAGGCUGCUGACCGUGGUGCUGCAGGGCGCGGCGGGUGUGGGCAAAACCACGCUGGCCAAGAAGUGGAUGCUGGACUGGGCCCAGGACCACCUCCCGGAGACAUUCCACUCCGCCUUCUACCUCAGCUGCAAGGAGCUGGGCCGCCAGGGAGCCUGCGCCUGCACCUUCGCGGAACUCCUGGCCAAGAAGCGUCCAGACGCACAGGAGGCCGGCCGCCAGGUCCUCGCCCAGGGCCAGGAGGUCCUGGUGGUUGUCGACGGCUUCGACGAGCUCCGAGUCCCCUCGGGCUCCCUCAUCCAUGACAUCUGCGGCGACUGGAAGGAGCCCAAGCCCGUGCCCGUCCUGCUGGGCAGCUUGCUGAAGAGGAAGCUGCUGCCCAAGGCCACGCUGCUGGUCACCACGCGCCCCGAGGCCCUGGGCGAGCUGCGGCUCCUGCUGGACCAGCCGCUGCUGGUCCAGGUGGAGGGGUUCCAGGAGGCGGAGCGCAGGGGCUACUUCCUGGAGCACUUUGAGCAGCAGGACCAGGCCCUGCGCGCCUUCCAGGGCAUGAAGGCCAGCCCGGCGCUGUUCCGCAUGGGCGCGGCGCCCGCCGUGUGCUGGGUCGCGUGCACCUGCCUGAAGGGGCAGCUAGACAAGGGGGAGGACCCGGCCUCCACCUGCAAGACCCCCACCUCGCUGUUCCUGCGCUUCCUGUGCGGCCAGUGCCCCCACCUGGCAGCCCCCGCCCCGCGCCUCCCCACUGGGCUCCGCGCCCUGAGCCUCCUGGCCGCCCAGGGCGUCUGGGCGCACAAGUCCCUGUUCGAUGGCCAAGAUCUCGGGCAGCUGGGCGUCAGCGAGGCCGACCUGCGCCCUUUCCUGGAAGGCAAGGUGCUGCAGGCGGACGCGGACUGCGAGGGCUGCUAUGCCUUCCUGCACCUCAGCGUCCAGCAGUUCCUGGCCGCCCUGUUCUACUUGCUGGACGGGGGCGCAGGCGGCUGCGGCUGUGGCUGUGCAGGGCAGGGCAUUGGGGACGUGCGCGCGCUGCUCUCCAAGGGGGAGCGGCUGCGGAACCCCAGCCUGGCCCACGUGGGCCGCUUCCUGUUCGGCCUGGCCAACGAGGAGCGCGCCCGGGAGCUGGAGGCCGCCUUCGGCUGCCGCGUGUGCCGGGAGGUGAGGCAGGAGCUGCUGCUGGCGGCGCGCUCCACUGCCCGGGACUGGCCCUCCUCCUCCAGGGCUGACACCCGGGAGCUGCUGCACUGCCUGUACGAGUCCCAGGAUGGGGCGCUGGUGCGGGAGGCGCUGGAGCCUGUCACGGAGCUGGCCCUGCACCUGCAGAGCGAGCGGGACCUGGUGCACGCAGCCUACUGCCUCGGGCACAGUCGGGCCCUGCGCAGGCUCUCGCUGCAGGUGGAGAAGGGCAUCUUCGCGGAGAAGGACAGGUUCCAGGAGCCGGGCACGUCCCAGGAAGACCAUCUCGCUCUUUGCUGCUGGAUGGAGCUGUGCUCUGUGCUGAGUUCCAACAAGGACCUGACACUUCUGGAAGUGAGUCAGAGCUUCCUGAGCCACUCCUCCGUGAGGAUCCUGUGUGAGCAGAUAACCCGCGUCACCUGUGCCCUCCAGAAGGUGGUGAUUAAGAACGUCCACCCGGUGAACGCUUAUCGGGACUUCUGUCUGGCUCUGGUGGGCAAGGAGACCCUGACACACCUGGUCCUGGAGGGCGGCAUCCACUGCGACCACAUGCUGUUGCUGCUGCUGUGCGAGGCCCUGAGGCACCGGAAGUGCAAGCUGCAGUAUCUCAGGCUGGGGUCUUGUUUUGACUUCACUCAGCAGUUGAAUGACUUCUCCUUGGCCCUCGAAGUCAACCAGUCCCUGCAAUCUCUGGACCUCACAGCCAGCAAGCUCGGGGACGAGGGCAUCAAGUUGCUGUGUGGAAGCCUGAGGCACCCCAAUUGCUUCCUGCAGUGGUUGUCGCUGGAAAACUGUCACCUGACGGAAGUCUGCUGCAAGGAGCUCGCCUCCACCUUGAUUGUCAACCCGAGGCUGACACACCUGUGCUUGGCCAGGAACAACCUUGGAGACAGUGGGGUGAGACUUCUGUGCGAGGGUUUGAGCUACCCAGAAUGUCAGCUACAGGCCCUGGUGUUGUGCCAGUGCAGCAUAACCAGAAGCGGCUGCAAACACAUCUCCGACUUUCUCCAAGGAGACUCCAGCCUGACCCUCUUGGACCUGAGUCUCAACCCCAUUGCGACUGGAUUGUGGUUUCUCUGUGAGGCGUUGAAGAAGCCAGGUUGCAACCUCAAAUGCCUGGGGCUCUGUGGCUGCUCCCUCCCAUCUUUCUGCUGGCAAGACCUGGCAUCUGCCCUGGCCAGCAACCAGAGGCUGGAGGUCCUGGACCUGGGCCAGAACGCCAUGGGGCCAAGUGGGAUCACCGUGCUCUUCGAGACCCUGAAGCAGAGGUCCAGCCCUUUGAAGAGAUUAAGGCUGAGGGCCGAUGAGUCCAGUGCCCAGACCCAGAAGCUGCUGAAGGAAGUGAGAGACUGCAACCCCAAGCUGAAUAUCGACUGCAAGGCUGCCCGAGCGGCCAGCUCCUUCUGCUGCGAAUCCCUUUUCUUUAUGCCCCGAGAUAACUUCCCGGCUAUCUACUAGUCUCUCUGGUG